Messenger RNA from Chelonoidis abingdonii (Abingdon island giant tortoise), 4467 nucleotides. The record is from RefSeq and is a predicted model, not a curated record. NCBI's taxonomy places the organism in Eukaryota, Metazoa, Chordata, Testudines, Testudinidae.
UGAACACUACAGUAACUGUGGUUAUAGCGUGGCACUGGGGACCAAUGGAUUUACCUGGGAGCAACUCAACACCUGGGAAAAGCCAACGAUGGAUCCUGCUGUCCCGACUGGUUCCUUCAUGAUGGUGAAUAGCUCUGGACGGGCAUCUGGGCAGAAAGCUCACUUGCUGUUGCCCACCUUGAAGGAAAAUGAUACUCACUGCAUCGACUUUCACUACUACCUGUCUAGCAGAGACCGCUCCAGCCCUGGCUCCUUGAAUGUCUACGUGAAGGUUAAUGGUGGACCACAGGGCAACCCCAUCUGGAAUGUGUCGGGGAUUGUUACUGAAGGUUGGGUGAAGGCAGAACUUGCCAUCAGUACAUUCUGGCCACACUUUUAUCAGGUGAUAUUUGAAUCCGUGUCUUUGAAGGGACAUCCGGGGUACAUAGCUGUGGAUGAAGUCAGAGUCCUUGCCCAUCCAUGCAGAAAAGCGCCUCACUUCCUGCGGCUGCAGAAUGUGGAGGUCAACGUGGGACAGAAUGCAACAUUCCAGUGCAUUGCCGGGGGGAAGUGGUCUCAGCACGACAAACUCUGGCUCCAGCAGUGGAAUGGAAGGGACACAGCGUUAAUGGUCACCAGGGUGGUCAACCACAGACGAUUUUCUGCUACAGUCAGCGUAGCAGACACAUCUCAGCGCAGCAUCAGCAAAUACCGGUGUGUCAUUCGCUCAGAUGGUGGCUCUGGUGUUUCAAACUAUGCGGAAUUAAUUGUGAAAGAACCUCCCACGCCCAUUGCGCCUCCUGAACUGCUGGCUGUCGGUGCCACCUAUCUGUGGAUCAAACCCAACGCCAAUUCUAUCAUCGGAGAUGGGCCUAUAAUACUGAAGGAGGUGGAAUACCGUACAACCACUGGGAACUGGGCAGAAACCCACAUCGUAGACUCCCCAAAUUACAAACUGUGGCACCUGGACCCCGAUGUGGAGUAUGAGAUCAGAGUGCUCCUCACCCGCCCUGGUGAAGGGGGUACAGGGCCCCCUGGGCCUCCACUCACUACAAGAACAAAAUGUGCAGAUCCAGUCCAUGGACCACAGAGUGUGGAAGUUGUUGACAUCCGCUCCCGGCAGCUGACCUUGCAAUGGGAGCCCUUUGGUUACGCAGUGACCCGUUGCCACAGCUACAACCUAACAGUUCAGUACCAGUACGUGUUUAACCAGCAGAAGUACGAGGCAGAGGAACUCAUCCAGACAUCCUCACAUUAUACCUUGCGAGGCCUUCGGCCCUUCAUGACCAUCCGGUUGAGGCUAGCACUUUCUAAUCCAGAGGGCAAAAUGGAAAGCGAGGAGCUGGUAGUACAGACUGAAGAGGAUGUUCCUGGACCUGUUCCCCUAGAAUCUAUCCAAGGAGGACCCUUUGAAGAAAAGAUCUAUGUUCAGUGGAAGCCUCCAAAUGAGACCAAUGGUAUCAUUACACUCUAUGAGAUUACAUACAAAGCUGUUGGGUCUUUGGAUCCCAGUGCUGACUUGUCCAGCCAGAGGGGAAAGAUCUUCAAACUAAGGAAUGAAACUCACCACCUCUUUGUAGGGUUAUAUCCAGGGACUACCUAUUCAUUCACCAUCAAAGCCAGCACAGUGAAGGGCUUUGGACCUCCCAUCACAACACGUAUUGCAACUAAAAUUUCAGCACCAUCUAUGCCUGAAUAUGACACGGACUCCCCCUUGAAUGAAACUGACACUACCAUCACAGUCAUGUUGAAGCCUGCUCAGUCCCGUGGAGCACCUGUCAGUGUCUAUCAGCUUGUUGUCAAGGAAGAGAGGCUGCAGAAAGCACGGAGGGCUGCAGACAUCAUUGAGUGCUUCUCUGUUCCAGUGAGCUACAAGAAUGCUUCCAGCCUUGACUCACCCCAUUACUUUGCGGCCGAGCUGAAGCCCAUCAAUCUGCCCGUCACACAGCCCUUUACGGUGGGCGACAACAAGACCUACAAUGGCUAUUGGAAUGCUCCACUCUCACCACUGAAAAGUUACAGCAUCUACUUCCAGGCUCUCAGCAAAGCGAAUGGAGAGACCAAAAUCAACUGUGUCCGACUGGCGACAAAAGGAGCUUCCACCCAGAAUUCCAAUGCAGUGGAGCCCGAAAAGCAAGCUGACAACACAGUGAAAAUGGCUGGGGUUAUAGCUGGCCUUCUGAUGUUUGUUAUUAUCCUCUUAGGAGCAAUGCUCACCAUCAAAAGGAGAAGAAAUGCAUAUUCCUACUCCUAUUACUUGAAACUAGCGAAGAAGCAGAAGGAGACUCAAAGCAGCACUCAGAGAGAGAUGGGUCCCGUUGCUACUUCAGACAAGAACACCACCAAACUCAGUGCAGUUCACAAUGAAGAAGCUUUUUCUUCCAGCUGUCAAGAUGUUAAUGGAUUCAUAUCAUCAGACACUGUUCCAUCGACUGCGCUGCUAGGUAAGAAGACAGAGAGCAGCCAUGGGGAGAUGACCCAGCCAACUCUGACCAUCCAGACUCAUCCGUACAGGAGCUGUGAGCCAGUGGAAAUGUCCUACCCUAGGGGGCAGUUCCAACCAGCCAUCCGAGUGGCCGACUUGCUACAGCACAUCACUCAGAUGAAACGAGGACAAGGCUACGGAUUUAAAGAGGAGUAUGAGGCACUACCCGAGGGGCAGACGGCAUCUUGGGAUACGGCCAAGGAAGAUGAAAACCGCAAUAAGAAUAGAUAUGGGAACAUCAUCUCCUAUGAUCACUCAAGAGUGAGACUGCAGCUGUUGGAUGGAGACCCUCACUCAGACUACAUAAACGCCAACUACAUAGAUGGAUACCACCGGCCUCGUCACUAUAUUGCAACUCAAGGUCCUAUGCAAGAGACGGUUAAGGAUUUCUGGAGAAUGAUUUGGCAGGAGAAUUCUGCAAGUGUUGUCAUGGUCACCAACCUGGUGGAAGUUGGCAGGGUGAAAUGUGUUAGAUACUGGCCGGAUGACACAGAGAUCUACGGAGAUAUUAAAGUCACAUUAAUUGAGACAGAGCCAUUGGCAGAGUAUGUCAUACGUACAUUUACUGUACAAAAGAAAGGCUAUCAUGAGAUCCGAGAGAUUCGGCAGUUCCACUUUACCAGCUGGCCAGACCAUGGGGUUCCUUGCUAUGCCACAGGCCUCUUGGGCUUUGUUCGGCAGGUGAAGUUCCUCAAUCCGCCUGAGACGGGGCCUAUAGUUGUGCACUGCAGCGCUGGUGCUGGAAGGACAGGGUGCUUUAUUGCCAUUGACAUCAUGCUUGACAUGGCAGAGAAUGAAGGUGUCGUAGACAUAUUUAACUGUGUGCGAGAGCUACGAUCCCAGAGGGUCAAUCUGGUACAGACAGAGGAGCAGUAUGUCUUUGUACAUGAUGCCAUUCUAGAGGCAUGUCUCUGUGGCAACACAGCAAUUCCGGUUUGUGAGUUCCGAUCCAUAUAUUACAACAUCAGCAGACUGGAUCCACAGACAAAUUCCAGCCAGAUAAAAGAUGAAUUUCAGACCCUCAACAUUGUGACGCCGCGUGUUCGACCAGAAGACUGCAGCAUUGGCCUCUUACCCAGAAACCAUGACAAAAAUCGCUGCAUGGAUGUGCUGCCCUUGGACCGGUGCCUUCCUUUCCUUAUCUCUGUGGAUGGCGAAUCGAGCAACUACAUCAACGCUGCACUCAUGGAUAGCCACAAGCAACCCGCUGCCUUUAUUGUUACCCAACACCCUUUACCCAACACCGUACCAGAUUUCUGGAGGCUGGUGUUUGAUUACAACUGCUCCUCCAUAGUGAUGCUGAACGAGGUGGAUGCUGCACAGCUCUGCAUGCAGUACUGGCCAGAGAAAACGUCCUGUUGUUAUGGUCCAAUCCAGGUGGAGUUUGUUUCAGCAGACAUUGAUGAGGAUAUCAUCAAUAGGAUAUUCCGGAUCUGCAACAUGGCCAGGCCCCAGGAUGGAUAUCGUAUAGUACAGCAUUUGCAGUACAUUGGCUGGCCAGCAUACCGGGACACCCCUCCAUCCAAACGCUCCCUCUUGAAGGUGGUCAGACGGCUAGAGAAAUGGCAGGAGCAGUACGAUGGGAGAGAUGGACGCACUGUUGUCCACUGCCUGAAUGGUGGUGGACGCAGUGGCACCUUCUGUGCCAUCUGCAGCGUGUGUGAAAUGAUUCAGCAGCAAAAUAUCAUUGACGUAUUCCACAUAGUGAAGACGUUACGGAAUAACAAAUCCAAUAUGGUGGAGUCACUGGAACAAUAUAAAUUUGUAUACGAGAUUGCACUGGAAUACUUGAGUUCAUUUUAGCCUAGCAGAGACGGGGGCCUAUUGGAUUCCAGACCCCCAAGUCUGAAGAACACUUUUUUCCCCUCACUAAAGGGCAGUAAUGGGUGUGGGGAGAGCCAGGCUCUCCACACUGAAGCAAGGGUCAAGAGUGUACUGACCUCAAUGCCAUUGGGAGGACAAGGUGAUCCCUGUGUUUGCUGCUGCCUGCUUUCUAUUGGAGC